AUGGAUGUGGACAUAAGAGAUUUUGGUCUGCUCUCGGCUCACACGCAAAAUCAGAACCAUCCAAUCAUCUCCCGUCACAAAAUACAAACCACCGCCACCACACCAAAUCCAAUUCCCCAAACCCCUCUCACGCCCCCAAUCGCACCGGACGAAUCUCCCGCCGCAUCACCUCCGGCGACCGGGCUCUCAGCCGCCGCCGAUUUCUUCGCCGCCGCCGACGCCACGGCGGACGCGGGCGCAGGAGCCCCGAACAAGCUAAGUGGGAGCAGGACCUUGUCCACCUGGUACACCCACCAGUUGGCCGUCGGUGUAGACGGUGUUGCCGACGGACCCAUCGUCGACGCCGGUGGAGACAUUGACCUGAUUGCCGGAGGUUGUGACGUUGAUCUGAAACCCGCUGUCCCCUGCCUGGGUCCGGAUGGGGUUGCUCACCGUCUGGAAUUGGGGCAGCGAGAGGAAAUUGGGGAUGACGUGGAAUUGGAUGAGGGAGACCUUCUGCUGAUUGAAUUGAGGGUGCCUGAAGGGAGGGCCGAGAAGGCCGCGUCCGUCAGGGCAAAUAAUGUAAUCCCCUGCCCGACGGUCGUGUUGUUGAGCUGGGCGUCGAUCUGGGGCCCCACUUGGGUCGUCCUCAGAAGUGGGAUUAGGAUCUUCAUCACGUUAGUGGGCCCAGCGGGUGCUGGGCCUGGGGUUUGGGCCACCGCGCAGGUCCAGAAGAGUAGUUCAACUCAAAAUCAGCAAGAAAAGUUACAGUGGAUUUACUAA
This is a messenger RNA of Striga asiatica, 762 nucleotides long. The record is from the annotation of a GenBank genome assembly. Lineage: Eukaryota; Viridiplantae; Streptophyta; Magnoliopsida; Lamiales; Orobanchaceae.